GGUGCAGGCGCAGCCGGCCUGGCUGCUCCGGGUUCCGGUCCGGGCGGAGGCGGCAUUCCUGGUAGCCUGAUCGGCGGCGGCGGCGGACUCAUGAUCUCCAGCGGCGUCAUAGGCCCUUCCGUGGCGGCCGAAGGAGAGCCUCCGACUGCCAUGGACCAAGGCGGAGUCGGCGAUGGUAUUCUUUGACUUCUCUUAGAUCGCAGGAGGCGUUCCAGCAACAAAUCAUGCACUUAAAAAUGCAAACCCAACUACAGCAGCAAAAACUAUUAGAAGAUUUCCAAGUGCGACAGCAACAAAUCAAUGAAGAGUACGAGCACAGGCUCAAACUGCACCUCAAGGUAUGUCAGGAAUUGUGGGAGCAGCAGCAAGCCCAGCAGGCUCGUGAAAGACAAAUAGAACAGAUGCAACUGCGUCAGCAACGUCAGCAGAAGCAUAAUGACCAGCAAAGUCAUGGCCUUAAGGCCACUUGCCCUAAUAGUGGUUCAACAAGUUCCUUAACUGGAAUAAGCAGUGGUAGUACAAAUUCAAAUAAUGCAGCCAGCAGUGAAGUUAAACAGAAACUGCAGGUAUUCCUGAUGAAAAAACGCGAGCAGGCUCGUGAAAUGACCAAUGGUUCUGUAAGUCAAACUUCUGGUGGAUCUGGAGCAGCAAACUAUCGUAACUGGGGAGUGGUAAAAAGCUCAUCUGGUGAAAGUUUGGGUUCAGGUCCAUGCCAGUCGACGCAUCCUUACCGACUUCCUGGUUCUGCACACAGUAGUACCAAUAGUGGAAGUAUGAUCUCAACUUCUAACUCGAAUUCAAGUCUUAAUCAUAUCUCGUGCAGGAGUCAACAGUCUCCGACGCAGGCAGGUCCAGGAUCGGGAGACUUCCCUUUGAGGAAAACAGCGAGCGAGCCGAAUCUUCUUAAGGUUCGCCUGAAGCAGCGCGUUAUAGAGCGAAGGGCCGGACCCAUGUCGACCCAUCUGCAGGCCAGGGCCAGGCACGAGAGGCUGCUGGCGGGCAUCAGGCACCGAAAGAAUCCGGCGCUGGCAAAUUGUGCCAUAAAUAAUAGCCCAGAGUCGGGGCCUAAUUCGCCACCAGCCCUUGCCAGUAGAGGGUCACCGACAAGUGCACCUAUACAAGAGGAAAACGAGGAACCCAAUUCCUCCGGUCACAUGAGCGGAACCAACAGCAUGGGAGGCUACGGGGUGCUCACAAAUAGCCAUCAGGGCUCCUUAACGGAUCUGUCACUAUUCAGCAGCCCUUCUAUGCCUAAUAUCUCAUUAGGAAGGUCUCAUAUCCCUCACCAUUCGCAGUCAAGUACAACAGAAGCUGCAGUAUUGGCUGCUGUCGCUGCAGCUCGUUUGGGCGCUCCUUUGACAGGCCAGUUGUUAUCUGGUGUGCUCCCUUAUUAUCCAACCUUACCUGUUAUUGAAGCAGAACAGCCUCCUGAAGCUGCUGCUCCAGCACCUACACAAUUGCCUCACCAUCAACAGCAACCUAUUACAGACGCACAGGUUGCACAUCAUCAUCUAAACAAGUUAUCAGGGCACCCUCACACACACCGGCCGCUGGGAAGAACCCAAAGCGCACCUUUGCCUCUGGGGCAUCCGAUGCUUCAGGGGAAUCCCACAAGAAUGCCUCAGGCUCCUGCGCCACCUCAGCCUGCGAGCCAUGGACCCUAUAACACCCAGAUGGACCACACGUUGUUGAAGCAGCAUAUCCGGCAAACAGUUCUUACACGGGCUGCUGGUAUUCAACAGCAGCAACAGCAACAGAUGAUGUUGAAUCAGCAACAACAGCAAUUGCAAAAGCAGCUGUCUAGCAGUAAUAGUAGCGAAUCGGAGAUCAUUGAUUUGACUGAGAAGAGUAGACGAGCCAGGUUAAGGGAUGAAGAUGCUGAAAUGGUUAAUGCCCAGGAUACUCAUUCGGCUCUCAGGCCGCGACCUGAUCCAACCAGGCCUUUGUCCAGAACACUAUCUAGUCCACUGGUGCACGUUGGACGAGGUUCUCGGUCACCAGAACCAUUAGAACCACGAGAAUCGCAAGAAGCACCUUAUUCUGCACCAACUACUGGUUUGGCAUAUGAUAGUAUUAUGCUGAAACAUGCUUGCAGAUGUGGAGAUAAUAGCAGACAUCCAGAACAUGGUGGUCGAUUGCAAAGUGUUUGGGCACGACUGCUUGAAACAGGGUUGGCCGCCAGAUGUUCUCGUCUAAGAGCUCGCAAGGCUACACUUGAUGAACUCAGACUUUGUCAUACAGAAGCACAUACAUUGAUGUUUGGCACUAGUCCAUUUUCUCGGCACAACAGGCCGGAACAAAUAGGAAGCACUGUCAGUGGAGCUUCUACAGGGGGCAAUGGUGCCAAUAGUAGUCCUGGUGCAGGAACACCUGUUUCCUUGGUUCGAUUGAGGUGUGGAGGCGUCGGUGCAGAUCCGGACUCGUUCUGGAGCGAUGCGCAUACGGGCCCUGCUGCUAGAACAGCAGCCGGAUGCGUAAUUGAUCUAGCUCAUAAGACAUGGUUGGGUGAAACCAAGAACGGUUUUGCGGUUGUUAGACCUCCAGGACACCAUGCUGAACCUGAUUUGGCAAUGGGUUUCUGUUUCUUCAAUUCAGUGGCUAUCGCUGCAGAGUGCCUCAAGAGACGGUGCGACUUACAACGUAUACUCAUCGUCGAUUGGGAUGUGCAUCAUGGGAAUGGUACACAGCAAAUGUUUUACGACGAUCGCAGAGUUCUCUACAUUUCCAUACAUCGUCAUGAUGAUGGUAACUUCUUUCCGGGAACUGGAGGUCCAACGGAGUGCGGUGCCGGCGAAGGCGUAGGUUUCAAUGUGAAUAUUGCCUGGUCAGGAGGUAUCGAUCCGCCUCUUUCUGAUGCGGAAUAUUUGGCUGCAUUCAGGACAGUCGUAAUGCCUAUUGCGAAGGAAUUCAAUCCGGAACUGAUACUUGUAUCAUGUGGAUUUGAUGCCUCGGUUGGUCAUCCGGCUCCACUUGGAGGAUACCAGGUCAGCGCUGCUUGCUUUGGAGAGAUGACCAGACAAUUGAUGACAUUGGCUAAUGGAAAAGUGGUGCUUUCCCUAGAAGGCGGUUACGAUCUACCAGCCAUCUGUGACAGCGCCCAGGCCUGCGUCAGCGCCUUGUUGGGAGACGAAGUUGAUGAUUCAUCAUCAGUUUCUGCUGCUUCAGCAAACAUCUCGAAUAAUCUACACAGGACAACGUGCGGAAUUGGCAGAGUUAGUGAUGCAGAAUUGGCCAGACCGCCUUGUCAGAAUGCUAUCGAUACUCUGCAGAAAACUAUUGCUAUACAGCUUUCCCAUUGGCCUUGUGUAAAGCGAAAUGCCCACAUGGUAUCCAUGUGCCAUGCCCAAGCCCUUCAACUUCUUGCAGCCGAAGGAGCACCACCAUUGACUAUCAGGAUGAUUGAGACUAAAGAAAUGGUAGAAGACUCGGAGACAGUCACAGCCAUGGCAGGGCUCUCUAUGAGGAACACACAAAUGAACAGGACUUCGGAUCGAUCCAGAAGUGUUUCGGACGAGCCGAUGGAGCAAGAUGAAACAAAAUAAUAAAAUCAAUAAAUAAUUAAAAUUAUUGAUCACUAAUAAAAAUCUUCAUCCUUAAAUCUGUAAGGAUUAAGUCAACACUAAAGGAGGAACUUGAAUGUUAAACUGUGUUAAAUGUUAGAACUAAAACGUGUCAUAGAUUUAAAAUAAUCUAGAUAUAAUGUGCAAGAGGUUAAUUAAUUAAAAUUAAAAACAAAAACGUACGUGAUUUAAUAUUUUUUAAUUUUAUGCCAUUGACUGACGAAUAUAAGAAAUCAUAUUUAAUAAAAAGUGUAACGAAUAUAAUAGCACAUUUAUAAUUAAUUAUAUAAAUAUUGUU
Messenger RNA from Ctenocephalides felis (cat flea), 3858 nucleotides. RefSeq names its product histone deacetylase 9-like. Gene Ontology annotation, molecular function: histone deacetylase activity. Gene Ontology annotation, biological process: negative regulation of transcription by RNA polymerase II; chromatin organization. The transcript has 21 exons. Bases 225 to 3542 code for a protein of 1105 amino acids. Gene Ontology annotation, cellular component: histone deacetylase complex. The record is from RefSeq and is a predicted model, not a curated record. Lineage: Eukaryota; Metazoa; Arthropoda; Insecta; Siphonaptera; Pulicidae.